Messenger RNA from Pieris rapae (cabbage white), 4747 nucleotides. It is a transcript of the gene hpo, whose product is annotated as serine/threonine-protein kinase 3. The transcript is spliced from 11 exons. Gene Ontology annotation, molecular function: ATP binding; protein serine/threonine kinase activity. NCBI's taxonomy places the organism in Eukaryota, Metazoa, Arthropoda, Insecta, Lepidoptera, Pieridae. The record is from RefSeq and is a predicted model, not a curated record. Gene Ontology annotation, cellular component: cytoplasm. The coding region runs from base 142 to 1806 and encodes 554 amino acids. Gene Ontology annotation, biological process: protein tetramerization; intracellular signal transduction; regulation of MAPK cascade.
GUGCGGGCCGUUCGUGUCGUUAUGCAAUGAGUGGUUUUUCUUUUUAAAUAUAAGGAAGACAGUGUUAGGUCGUAUCUUGUGUUGAGUGUAUGUGCCACCUCGAUUUAAAGAGUGCAGGAAUAAAGUUGAGAAUGCGAGUCUAUGGAUGCGGACGGUAAAUUAAUAUUCUGGAAGAGGGGGCUGUGGGAGGGGGGGCUCCCCGCUCUCAGAUGUGACACCUGUAAGAGACGAAACGUGGAUAAAAUGAAUGCUAAAACGUUGGAGAGACCGAGUGAGUUAAAAAAGCUAUCGGAGGAGAGUCUCACUCGUCAGCCAGAAGAAGUCUUCGAUAUUAUUUGCAAGCUUGGAGAAGGGUCCUAUGGCAGCGUUUACAAGGCGUUACACAAGGAGAGCGAGCAGGUGCUUGCCAUCAAGCAGGUGCCGGUGGACACUGACCUGCAGGAGAUCAUCAAGGAGAUCUCUAUUAUGCAGCAAUGCGACAGCCCAUACGUAGUCAAGUACUAUGGUAGUUACUUCAAGAACACGGAUUUGUGGAUUGUUAUGGAAUACUGCGGUGCGGGCUCUGUGUCGGACAUUAUGAGGUUACGUAAGAAAACACUAUCAGAGGACGAAAUAGCGACCAUUUUGUGUGACACACUGAAAGGGCUUGAGUAUCUACACCGGCGAAGAAAGAUCCAUCGAGAUAUCAAGGCGGGAAACAUUUUACUCAACAUGGAGGGUCACGCUAAAUUGGCUGACUUUGGUGUGGCCGGACAGUUGACGGAUACAAUGGCGAAGCGAAACACAGUAAUUGGUACGCCAUUUUGGAUGGCACCGGAAGUGAUACAGGAGAUCGGAUAUGACUGCGUGGCCGAUAUCUGGUCUUUGGGUAUCACCGCUCUGGAAAUGGCCGAAGGGAAACCGCCGUAUGGAGAUAUUCAUCCGAUGAGGGCUAUUUUUAUGAUACCAACCAAACCUCCGCCGUCAUUCAGAGAACCAGACAAAUGGUCCCCUGAGUUCAUAGAUUUCGUAAGUCAGUGCCUUGUCAAGAACCCCGAAGAUAGAGCGACGGCAGAAUACUUAUUGACACAUGAGUUCAUAGGUAACCCCAAACAGCCUCACAUUCUCAGUCAGAUGAUAGAGGAAGCGAACGAAAUCCGAGAGAGUCAAGCUUACAGGACCGCCAUGAAUGCCUCCAACGCCAAGACAUUUGCGGCCAGUGGCUGCGCAGGCGGCGCUUCGUACAACUCGGACACGAUGAAGCAGGCGAGUGGGACAUUGGUUCCCGCGAGAGAUGGCACCACCGAACUCGCAGCCGGUUUGGCCACUAUGGUCAUCAAUGAACAGGAUUUGGCCACUAUGAAACGCCACGACACGGACCCAAUGGACACGAAUAAGCCGAAAUAUCGGCCAUUAUUUCUCGAGCACUUUGAGAAGAAAGAGGUCAAUCACCUCAAUAUGGCCGCACCCAAUGGGACGCUAACCGCACAUGUACGACUCCCCGAAGCGGAUACCAUUAGUACGCAAGUGGCAGAGGUGUGUGGCGCGGCAAGUGUGGGGGCCUUAAUCGAAUCUGGCAACUUCGAAUUCGUAAGUCAACUCCACGUCGUCACUCUAUUGCCACUUCGCGCGCCCCCUGUCGUACCUGUCGGAGGGCGAAUUGGAGACGCUCCAGGCUCGUCUGGACGUGGAGAUGGAAGGCGAAAUCGAGCGACUCCACGCCCUCUACGACCGCAAACGUCGGCCCAUAUUAGACGCGAUAUCCCUCAAACGCAAACGACAGCAGAACUUCUAGCCCCGCUUACAUUGUACACACGACAUCAUUGAAUGAAACGUUUCCCAUGGGAUCAGAGUCGUGUAUAUGCCGCAGCCAAUUAGACUAAUUAGCCGUUCAAUUAACAUCCUAGCCAUUUAACUAGCGGCCUGAAAGAUGUUCAGUCAGUUGAUCAAACAGCUAGGUUGACUUGGAUCGAUAACGUUUCAUUACUUGCCUAGACUGUUGACUGUUAAUUUAAAUUUAAUUCUACUUUCUGCCAUUCUUAAACUGUCAAUAUGGCGUCGGUGGUGAUGGUGUUUUCGAAAUUUUCAUGAAAAACAACAACUGCAAUGGAAGAGUGUAGUGACAAUAAUAAUGGGCAUUUGACUCAAGGAAUUUAAUUUUAAAAUAAUUUUUAAUACCAUGUUUUUUCUUUUUUUAUUUCUGCCAUAUUAAUGAUUAUCGUAUUAAUGGCCUAAGGAUUAGCCAGCCAUGCUACGGCUGAAUAUCUUUCAGGCCGUUAGUUAAAAGGCUAGGAUGUUAAUUGAACGGCUAAUUAAGCUAGUUGGCUGCGACAUAUCCACUUAACGGAUCGAGACUUUACAUUUUACAUUGAGGAUUUGUGGUAUUCACAGAUAUAAAUUCGGCCUUAAAGAUACCAAGACUAGUUGCCUGUUUCACAAUGUAUGGAUAAAGUACCAAAUAGCUGUGCAACACAUAAAUUAUUCUAAAGAUAAAAGUUCCAAAUAAGAUACUUCGCAUUUCAUGACGAAUAACGCUAUGACAGUUGUGAAACGCAAAAAUACUGUUUAUCCUACCGAUAAGUAAUAAAUAGCUUAUUUGGAACUUAUCCGGACAUUGUGAAACAGACCCUAAAUGUAAUAUAAAUUCUCCUAAAACUGUCCGAAUGUCGUGAAAUUUCAUUCAGUGACGUCUUGAAUAUAUCACUUUGUCUAAAUGAAAUCAGAAGUCUAAUGAUUGAAGAUCCCUACUAGAGUUUAUCGAUAAUAUCGCGAAUUAAUUAUGAUCUUCAAUUUCUAGAUUUUUCGUGAUAUUUCGGUUGGUACGUUAUGAAUUCUGAUUAUCCCAUUGAAGAUUUCCUACGGAAGUUUUGAUAUAAAACUGUAAUUUUAUAUUUCGAUGCGUUUUGUUGAUCAUUGUUAUAAUGAAUUGGUGAUUAUCUAUAUUGGUCUAAAUUGGUGCUUUUUAUAUGAUGAAGGUGCCAAACGCGAAGAAAUCUUCGUUCCUCAUUCGUACCUUUCAAAAUUAAGGCCAAAAUAUUUCGGCAAAUGCAUUUUACGUCUCAAAGGGUUCGCCCUUAGUAUUAAUUUAGGUUAAGUUGUUACUUAGUAGAUUUUGAGUAAGGACGCCGAAACAUAUCCUCGUAGUGUCAACCUUUUUCCGCUAGAUGGCUCUGAUAACAAGUUGGAAAGAGAUAGAAAAUUUUCAACAAUUUCCCCUUUUCAGCUAAAUGCUAGUUUUUUUCAUUCAUCGUAUUUAAGGUGCUAGAUGACAUGUUGAAUAAUAAACGCGCUGAAUACGUUUUCUAUUUCUAGUUUGAAGAGUCGUCCUGCGGAAGAAAGGAAAAUAUACGUUUUUGUAGUAUAUUAUAGAUACAUGACAAUAUUGUAGUUUACGCGUCGGGUUUUCCCGAUUCCUAUGUACCACUUAACUGAUUCGUUAUGGGCGUAUGCCGUAUACGCGUAUGAACGUACGAGUAUGUUCGUUUCUCCGUAGUUUAAUUGAUAACAGGUUUAUAGAAAUGCUUUAAUUUCGGUUUAUUGCCAAGAAUAACAAGAGACGCAAAUCUGUCGCCCGUCAGAACUAAUAUAAUAAUAAUAAAACUUUGUCGUGUAGUUCUACGUCCUGUUAAUUAUUUUAUAUAAAAUGUCAUAGGAAUCGGCGAAGUAAUGUUCCGCAUCGCGUUGUUUCUUUAGUUAUUAGUUCCUUUUAUUUGGAUCUCAACGUCUCAAUUAGGAUAACGAAAGAAUCAAAAUUCGUACAAUCGAAGUUAUCCUAUAAGAUAUAUUAAAUGACUUCAGUAGUGGGUUGUGAGAUUCAGAAUCUAUUGUAAAAUUUAUUGCAGUUACACAAUUAGUGUUUGAAACGAGUUUGUACAGAGAUAACUUUUUAUCGAAAAUAGUUUGAAAGCUUAGACUAGCGUAUUUUUCCCAUACAAAUCCGCUUGUACAAAUGCGCAUCACGCCUUCAAGAUUAUACGAUAAAUAGCAUAGUUAGAAGUGCCAUUAAGUGUAAAUUCAUAGUAUUUUCGUACUUUGAGCGAUAGACAUAAUUUUAGAUGACGUUUUCUUUAGCUGAAGUUUAGUGCCAUGAGCUUUUUCUGUUCGGAGAUCAUAUUGUUUUGAUAAAAGCGUACACAAAUUGGCCUACAGUGAAAAUAUUUUUUCUAUAACUUUUACAGGGUAGUUAAAAAUUUUCAUUUUUUUUUGUACGUGAUUCAUAAUUAAAUUGUCGGUAUCGGAGAGCUAAGUUGAAUCCUUUUCGAAAAUACAUUCGGCAUCCUCCUUGGAAACUGUGACUUGCACCGGAAACAGCUUUUACAACAUAAAAAAAUAGUAUUAAAGUUAAAGAUAUUUUUGGCGGCAGCAGGUCACAUUGUUUUGAAAAUUGUUUAACAGCGUAAUAAUAUUAUCAGGAGGAAACUGGCAGAAAAACACGAGAUUUUUUCUAUUUUAAAAACAUUAAUUGUUAAGGAAAAAUGUGAUUCUAUACUAAUCAAUGUUCUGAAGAAGGAAAAUCAAAUGUAGAGUAAGAGGUACUUGUAGGUUUAAAUAUAUUUUCAGAUUCGUAUGUAAAAAAAUGCAUAUUAUUUAAAUAAAAAAAACUAAAAUUUGUCUCGUGGAAACCUGUUUGAUAUCCGUAAAGAUCCGAUGAAAAUAUGUUUUAAACCAUUUUCCUAAAGUCACCCUAGUAGAAAUAGAAAUGUUUUAAUUUUAUGUUACUGCUGUAUAUUUUUGGAUGAUCGACUCACUGAUUAAAAGAUUAUUGAUA